UUUUAUUCGUCAAAAAAAUGGAACUCGCACUCCUCCUGGAAAAGAUGAAUUUAUCAGCUCCCUCCAACCCCCGGAAGAUGUUCUGCGCAUUUGAUGCUAUGCAGGGGAUAGUUAGAAAUAUUAGUGACAAACUGGCACUCGUGGGAUUCCAAAAGACGAAAUAUAUGGAUUUUAACUUGUACAUUGAUCUACCGAACACCUACUAUGCCGAGUUGGAUUUGCCAGUAAAGCUUAAUUUUCCCGAUAUUCAACCAAUACGAAACAACAAUGGACUGAUCUACUUGAAAGCCCUCAACGUUCCCUGUUCAAACUUGGAACUUUUAUCGGUUGAUGGCUUCGUUCGUAACGACUGUGUCCAACACUAUGUGAAUAGCAAGUUGAACGAUAUAAUAGCAACAGCUCCAUACGGUUGGAGUAUGGAGUUCAUCCAUGGAAGACACUAUUACCACACCAUCGAGGCCAAAUCCGAGUUGAUUACCGUCUAUAUAAAUAUAGUUCCGGUAUUCGAGUUCGAGAACAAGCAGUGGCCCCUUCCAGAGCCUUCAGUUCCUCUCUCGGUGCGCAGCAAGCAUCCCUGGUUUGCGGUUCCAUGGCAAAGUUCUGUGAACCAGGAUCAUCGCGCCUUCACGGUCUACGCCCCGUUUUGGUUAACCCAAACGCUCGAACAAUAUCCCAAUUCGAUUCAAUUUCUGAAUCUACUAAUGUCCUGUCAUGCUAAGCGCUUCAAGGAUUUCCCAAGCUUCUCGAUAUACAUGCUGAAAUCGUUUGUGCUUCAACAUGUCUUUAAGAAUGGAGAUGUGGGACAUGAUCAAUUAAUUCAUCUUAUGCCUGAAUUGAUGGCCCGACUUAAUAACGGGAGGCUCGAGUCCAUCCUAAUAAAGGAUCACAAUAUGAUGGAGUGCAUGAGCUUCGAGGAUCUCCAGAAAUGUCUUGCUACACUCAAGGAUCUUCACACAGAAGCUCCAUACGAUAGUCAUGAGUUUUGGGAUAAUUUGCUGGAAAGAGUUCCAGCCGCUGCCUGGUUUUCGAAAUACAUUUCUCUAUAUUCGUACUCAAAUCAAUUGGUAUAAAGAAGGAGAUGGCCUGGAUUUACCUAAAAGAGAUUACUAUUUUUAUUUUUUUAUUUACAAUUCAUGUAAGACUAUAUUAUUUUUCAAAUCAAAUGGAA
This is a messenger RNA of Drosophila serrata, 1168 nucleotides long. Its product is annotated as cyclic GMP-AMP synthase-like protein. NCBI's taxonomy places the organism in Eukaryota, Metazoa, Arthropoda, Insecta, Diptera, Drosophilidae. The record is from RefSeq and is a predicted model, not a curated record.